AUGGCAACAUUAGUGAAAGAGAGGGAGGUAGCUCACUGUCAGACGAAUAGGGGAGUUUUAGAAGCGAUCAAACGAUCAAGGGAGGUAGGAGUCUCAGACGACGAAUUGGAGGGUGAAUCUAGCCAAGAAACUCAGCUCUACGGUCCAUCCAUCCGAGGUCCGCCUCCAAGCAAAUUCGCUCCUUACCUACCUGAAGAUCCAGCUCUUCAAGUACUUCAUCAACUCUGUGCGUUUGAGCAAGUUUUGCAGGAGGUCAUAGCGGAGAAGGAUGGUUUGAAGGUAUCACCCAUCAAAGCUAGUCUGAGAGUUGAGUUGGACUUUGAGGAAAUCAUCAAGCCGUUUCUAGUAAAGGGAGAUGUCCGUGUCGCUUCCGAUCAUUUCAACCAGUGCUACCAGGAAACGGCUGACUGGUCAAUCUGGCUGAACAGUACCGAGACCCAACUCAAGAAGAAAGAUAACAUCGUACCCGAGCAUUGGCUGAAAUUGAUCGAGAAGAGCUUCCUUUCAUUUUUAUCGAUUGGCUCUCUACAUCUUCAAUCCUCCCUUCAUCUAAAGGACUUACAUUUCGUCGUCUUCUCCUUCCCUGAGGAGAUCGACGACAUUCCCGAAGCUGGAUCUGAAGAAGGUUUGACAUUUGAGCAUGAAGUCGAUGGGAGAGAAAUCACUCUGAUAGGUCUGGGUCCAGCAAGAACUAUCAAUCACUCUUGCGAGCCUAACGUGUAUUGGGAGUUGGAAACGGAGACACUUGAUUACUUGCCAGAUGGUUCUUUACCUAACAUCGGAUUUACAUGUCUCCCUAUAGAUAGGGUCGAAGAAAAGUUCAUUAACCGUGGACAGCAACUCACUGCUUUCUAUAGCGACUACAUUGCUGAGAAUCUUUGUUCACAUACAUCCGCUAUAUCCAAUAGUGAUUGCAAGUAUCCCACCUAUCACCAGCAAGGCAAACGAGCAGACUCGGGCAGUGAUUCGGAAUAUGAGCCUGAAGAUUCAGACGACGAGACGAAACCAGCUUUUGUAAGGUCGAAAACUGAAAGUCAAAUGGAAGUCAAGCGAAGAUCGCCACGCCUACCUGCGUACAAGAAAGUCGCAGGUGAUUCAGCUCGAACGACACAAGUGAUUCUCCCUCACAAAGCCACACGAGUGACUGGAAAAUUGAUCAGUAAUGACAUAUGUUCAGCAGGCAAACCACCUGCAAUACAGCCUUCCCUGCCCUCGAUGCACCCGAUGAAGCAACUCAGUAGUCCAGUCAAGCGCAAGCUCCCUUCGGAUGAAUUUACCAUGGCGAAUUCAGACCAGCAGAAGCCGAAAGCCAGUAAAGCUGAGACUACGAAUUUGGAUUCGAUUCACAAGCAAGCCAAUGAACAGUCAUCCAAACCCGCUGUUCAAGAAGAUGACAGCAAGAAAUGCGACCUUACUCGAUCAUCUCUCUCAUUCCAUCAGACUUCUCCUCCCAGUACGACUCAGAAUUCUCACUUACCUGAAUCUAACAGUACAAAGAUUAGCCCACUUCGAGAUGCCUUCGAUCUUUUCUCGAAUAUUUCAGAAGAACAAUAUCCAAUUACCUCAACUUCGAUCCCGAUGUCAAAUGCAACUCCACUCCUUCAAGCGUUUCUGAACAGUCAACAGAUCGUGAUCAAUCAGCAAGAAUUGUUCAAUGCUCAAUUGGCCAAUCCCAAGGUCACGGAAGCGAUGAUUAGGAAGACUCAAGAUAUGUUGGCAAGGUAUCAGGAUACUCAAGAUAGAUUGUGUAAGAUGUUGUGGGGUGAAAGACUCAAUUGA
Kwoniella botswanensis is the source of this 1779-nucleotide messenger RNA. RefSeq lists its product as uncharacterized. NCBI's taxonomy places the organism in Eukaryota, Fungi, Basidiomycota, Tremellomycetes, Tremellales, Cryptococcaceae. Bases 1 to 1779 code for a protein of 592 amino acids. The record is from RefSeq and is a predicted model, not a curated record. The transcript has 8 exons.